GGUUUGCUGUUGGUGCUACAAGGACCAGUCUUAAAAUGAGUGCGGGCCUGUGAACGUGGCGUAGGUGCGACCAUGACGAAAAAACUCGUCAAGUUUUUGAUUCUGUUCGACAACACCAACCUUCUCUACUUCCCCGGACAGUUUCUGACUGGAAGAGUCCUUGUGGAGCUAAAGGAUGACACACCGGCACUCGGGCUACAUUUCCACGUGGUGGGGGAAGGAGUUGUCCGGUUGCACAGUCAAAGGCAAGAAAGAGUUUAUGACAGAGAAAACUACAUAGACUUCCGCAUGAGGCUUUUAGGAGAACCUGGCCAGGGACCAGUAUUACUCUCUCCCGGAAUCCACAGUUUUCCCUUCAAGCUCGGGCUACCUCUAGGUCUACCCUCCACCUUCCUGGGCAAGCAUGGCUGGGUCCAAUACUUCUGUAAAGCAGCACUGAGGGAACCCAAUGGUCUAACACAUAAGAAUCAACAGGUCUUCAUUGUCAUGAACCCCAUAGAUCUCAACCUAGAGCCCAACAUCUUGUCUCAACCCUUCCGCUGUGAGAUAGAGCACAAGUUGGGAGUCAGCUGUGUCAACUCUGGUCCCGUCGUCUGUCGGGUGUCUCUAGACCGAGGUGGCUACGUACCUGGCGAGACCAUCGGCAUUUCUGCAACUGUGGAGAACCACAGCAAAGUUACCAUUAAAUCCACCAAGGCAUCACUUACUGAGACAAUACAGUACAAAGCGAGGGGGAAGGUGCUGCAGUCGGAAACCAGAGAGUUAGCAUCCCUCUCGAGAGGUAAGAUAAGACCUGGUGAGAGUGACGAAUGGAACAGCGAACAACUCUACGUUCCUCCUCUUCCCCCCACCAACCUACGUGGCUGUCACCUCAUCAAGAUACAGUACGAUGUCUAUUUUAUAAUCGAUCCGAAGAGUUUUGAAAAGGAAGUGAAACUUCAGCUGCCAAUUAUGAUGGCCACUUAUCCCUUGAGAAGUACAGAUGGAACUUUGAGAAGAAAGCAAGGGACACACUAUCCUUCGACUCUUCCCAUCUUCAGACCUUGGUUGGACGAGAAGACUUUUCAGUGACUAAAAAACAAUUAAGAAAUAUGUUUAACAAUAUUUUUCAUGCCUUAGAUCUAUAAAAAAUGUUUUUAGACCUGUUUAAAUUCUAUCUGGAAUAUACUUUCCCCUUUAACAAUCAAAUUUUACCAAAAAAAAAUUGAUCGGCAAAUCAUAUUUUGUGAUAUGUGCUAAGUAUAAGUAUUUUUCUUAUUAACCAUUAUUUUUACUUAAAAAUUUUUACUCUAAGUGUAUGUUGAUUUCUGGUAAAUUGCAGUAAACAAGUCUUUAGUCUUGUAAUUAUUAAUGAGUACUUGACAUAUUAGUCAGUGUUUAGCAUUCUGAUUAAUCAUAAUGUUGGUUUACCUCAUUGAUAAAAGCUAUGUUUUAAUAAUUUAGAAGAUUUAAUAAACUAACAAAUCAUGCUUUCUGUAUGAUAAACAAGAAUAGCUCAUAGCCUACUAAUUAAUUAUUAGAACACAUUGUAAAAAAUAUUUCUCUGUAAAUAGAUUAUUGUUGGCACAAGUUGAGUAUUCAUAUUUUAUGACGAUACGUGUAGUUUGUGCUUUAUUUUAUGAUGGUAACUUAUUUAUAACUUACUUAGUCAAAGGGUCUAAAUCUUAUGAUUGCCAUAGAAUGAAUUGACUCGUCCAAAAUCUAGUAGGCUUUGGAUGAUUUGAGAAUGGGAAUCAUUAGAUAAAUUUAAAUAAUUUAAUUAAAAUAUAAUUAAUUUGUUAAGAGAAAAUGUUGUACUAGCUGAAAUGUCCGGAUACAUAUGUAGAUUGAAGCAAAAAUAAAUAUAUUGUA
This is a messenger RNA of Macrosteles quadrilineatus (aster leafhopper), 1851 nucleotides long. It is a transcript of the gene Vdup1, whose product is annotated as arrestin domain-containing protein 4. Gene Ontology annotation, biological process: protein transport. The coding region runs from base 73 to 1071 and encodes 332 amino acids. Gene Ontology annotation, cellular component: cytoplasm. The record is from RefSeq and is a predicted model, not a curated record. NCBI's taxonomy places the organism in Eukaryota, Metazoa, Arthropoda, Insecta, Hemiptera, Cicadellidae. The transcript has 6 exons.